AUGAAUGCAAUGAAGAAAAAUUGGUUUACGGAAUCAUGUGAAAUGUGGCCUGGGAGCACUUUUUCAUUUGAGGUAAAGGAAGUGCUGCAUGAAGAAAGAUCUCCAUACCAGAAUAUACAGGUGUUUGACACUAUCAGUUUGGGCAAAGUGCUCGUUUUAGAUGGAAUUAUUCAAUGCACACAAAAAGAUGAAUUCUCAUACCAGGAGAUGAUAUCUUUUCUACCACUCUGUUGUCAUAAAAACCCUGAGAAGGUUCUCAUAGUUGGUGGAGGAGAUGGAGGUGUUGCCAGGGAUGUAGCUAAGCAUCCACAAGUUAAGGAAAUAGUACAGGUCGAGAUCGAUGCAAAAGUCAUAGAAGUGUCAAAGAAACACCUUCCAUUCAUGGCAGUGGGUUUUGAAAGCAAAAAACUCACUCUACACGUCGGGGACGGUUUCGAGUUUAUGAAAAAUCACAGUCACGAGUUUGACGUCAUCAUAACCGAUAGUAGCGACCCAAUCGGUCCAGCAGUUAGCUUAUUUCAAGAAAAUUACUUUGCAUUGAUGAAAAGUGCUUUAAAACCCGGCGGUAUUGUGUGUUCCCAAGCGGGGACAUUCUGGGAUAGUAUGGAUUUAGUUAGGAAUACACUACGUUUCUGCAAAAAUCAAUUUCCAGUGGCCGCUUACGCCACUACCUCAGUUCCUACUUAUCCGUGCGGACAAAUAGGAUUUGCUUUAGGCUCUCUGGACCCAAAUACGCAACUGGAUAAACCACUCAAAGUUUUCUCUAAAGAAGAAAUUAACAAUAUGAACCUCAGGUACUACAACAGUGACGUGCACAAAGCCGCGUUCUCACUGCCCUCCUUCGUGAAACAAGAAAUUGAGUCU
Messenger RNA from Brenthis ino (lesser marbled fritillary), 864 nucleotides. Lineage: Eukaryota; Metazoa; Arthropoda; Insecta; Lepidoptera; Nymphalidae. The record is from the annotation of a GenBank genome assembly.